Molecule: messenger RNA, 3387 nt
Organism: Apus apus (common swift)
Lineage: Eukaryota; Metazoa; Chordata; Aves; Apodiformes; Apodidae
Gene: GPS1
Product: G protein pathway suppressor 1
Exons: 14
Coding region: 97-2286 (729 amino acids)
Cellular component (GO): COP9 signalosome
Source: RefSeq, a predicted model, not a curated record
UGGCGGAGCCUCACCUGUCCCCUCGCCCGGGAGAUCCAGGUUUGGAGGAGCAAGUCCAGCCGGCUUCUGUGGUACUUCCUCGUGGUCUUCACCGCAAUGAAGAUGUCCUUCAGCUCCAGACUCUCCCUGGCCGAGCCCCCGGCCGGCCCCGGGCGGCCCUUCCGCGCAGGCUGCGGGCUGCCGGCGAGGCCCCCGCCCCGGCCGCCCGCCCCGGCCCCCGGCCCGCCGCCCGGCUCCCCACGCCAGCCCGCCAGCCCGGGCACGCCGCUCCCUCCAGGGCCGGCCCGCUGCGGCGGGGGCGCGCUGGGCCCGGCGGCGGGCGGCGGGCGGCGGGGCGCGCGGGGGGGCUGCCCCCGCGGCAGCAGCAGCAGCAGGAGGGCGGCGACGCUGAGGGACAGCAGGAAGCAGGCCUUGCGGAGCCCCAGGCAGGAGCCGCUCAUGCUGCAGCCCCGCGGGCUCCCGCCGCGCCGCGCGGCCGCCUCAUGGCCCCGCGGGCGGGCGGCGGCUCCGGGCGGGCCGGGGGGCCCGGCGGCCGCGACUCUCCGAGGGGCAGCGACAGCGGGGAGCGGCCGGGCACCCCAGGCCGCGCUGAGCGGCCGGGGACACCGGCCCGGGCGGCGCGGCCCGGCGAACGUGGCCGGGCCUCGCGGGCGACGAGCCGCCCGCCCCGCCGCCCGGUUGGCGGCAGGAGAGGCCGGACGGGUCGCGGCCCCUUUAAGGGCUUCACCUGCCGGAGGGGCCCGGCGGCGCCGCGCGGCCCGGAAGUGGAAGGCGGCGCGGAGGGAGGCGGGGUCAGCCGGAAGUGGCGGCCGCGAGGGGAGGAUGCCGCUGCCCGUCCAGGUUUUUAACUUGCAGGGUGCAGUAGAGCCCAUGCAGAUAGAUGUGGAUCCACAAGAAGAUCAACAAAAUGCACCUGAUAUCAACUACGUGGUGGAGAACCCCACUCUGGACCUGGAGCAGUACGCCUCCAGCUACAGCGGCCUGAUGCGCAUCGAGCGGCUGCAGUUCAUUGCUGACCACUGCCCUCAGCUGCGGGUGGAAGCUCUCAAGAUGGCCCUGUCCUUUGUCCAGAGAACCUUCAAUGUUGACGUGUAUGAAGAAAUCCACAGGAAGUUGUCUGAGGCCACCAGAGAACUGCAGAAUACACCUGAUGCUGUCCCUGAUAGUGGAAUUGAACCCCCUCCUCUUGACACAGCUUGGGUUGAAGCUACACGCAAAAAAGCUCUUCUUAAACUGGAGAAACUCGACACAGAUCUGAAAAAUUACAAAGGGAACUCCAUCAAGGAGAGUAUCAGGAGAGGCCAUGAUGACUUGGGUGACCAUUACCUCGACUGUGGGGACCUCAGCAACGCUCUCAAGUGUUACUCGCGAGCCCGUGAUUACUGCACCAGUGCUAAACAUGUUAUCAACAUGUGCCUCAACGUCAUCAAGGUCAGUGUCUACCUCCAGAAUUGGUCUCAUGUUCUGAGCUAUGUGAGCAAGGCUGAGUCUACACCAGAAAUUGCAGAACAAAGAGGGGAAAGAGACAGCCAGACACAAGCUAUUCUCACCAAACUGAAAUGUGCAGCAGGCUUGGCUGAGCUGGCUGCUCGGAAGUACAAGCAAGCAGCAAAGUGCUUCUUGUUGGCAUCAUUUGAUCACUGUGACUUCCCUGAGCUGCUGUCCCCCAGCAAUGUGGCUGUCUAUGGUGGUCUCUGUGCUCUUGCUACCUUUGACCGUCAGGAACUGCAGCGGAACGUUAUCUCCAGCAGUUCCUUCAAAUUGUUUCUGGAGCUGGAGCCACAGGUUCGUGACAUCAUCUUCAAGUUUUAUGAAUCCAAAUAUGCUUCAUGCCUGAAGAUGCUGGAUGAGAUGAAGGACAACCUGCUGCUGGAUAUGUACCUUGCACCUCAUGUCAGGACACUUUAUACCCAGAUUCGAAAUCGUGCCCUUAUCCAGUACUUCAGCCCCUACGUGUCAGCAGACAUGCGCAAGAUGGCCACAGCUUUUAACACCACGGUGGCUGCUCUGGAGGAUGAACUGACUCAGCUGAUCCUGGAGGGACUGAUCAAUGCCAGAAUAGACUCACACAGUAAGAUUCUUUAUGCUCGAGACGUAGAUCAGCGCAGCACAACUUUUGAGAAGUCUUUGCUGAUGGGCAAGGAAUUCCAGCGCCGCGCCAAGGCCAUGAUCCUGCGCGCCGCCGUCCUGCGCAACCAGAUACACGUCAAGUCUCCUCCAAGAGAAGGUAGCCAAGGGGAGCUUACUCCAGCUAACAGCCAGUCCAGGAUGAGCACCAACAUGUGAAAACCUUCGAGCACUACCAAAAUAAAUGAUCCCUCGAUGACCAUACCCAGUGUCUCACCCACUAACUGCUGAGCUUCACAAACUAUCCCUGUCUCCCUCACUUUUUGCUAAGAUGAGAGGGCAGGGGCUGAUGAUGGAAAAGAUGAAUAUUCCAGUAACUUCAAUUAUCCUUGAAAAAAAAUUAUUUUAAAAACAGCAUCCCUGCAAUGGGUCAUCAUUUCCGUUUGGUAGAACAACUUCCACCUUUCUCCCUCUUCCACCACUCCAUUAAGAGAUGUCAGGUUGUUCAUACAGAUGCUGAUUUGAGAAUUUUUCAGCUGCUAUUAGUCUUGUUUCAAAGCUGCAAAAAUAGUUACUAUUAUGUUGAUUGAACAGGCAUGAUCUAAGAUGAAUUUCGCUGGCCUGAAAGUACUGCCUUGAUUCUGGAGCAACGCUGAGCUUUCUGUUUAUUCCAGAUACACUCACAAUUGCAUUGCUCUCAAUUAUGGAGCUAGAGUUCUGAUGGGAGAGGAGAUUUUCUUUGAGAAACUCUUAAUGAUUUUUCACCUUCACAAGAAAACUUGGCACCACUUCCAUGCAUUCAGUCACAGGCCUUUAUUUUAGGGUGUUGAUGUUUACCUGGAUCCAGGGUUUUUCUCUCUGGUCUCUGUUUUCAAAGACCUGUUUCCUGAUGUGUUUCCCACCUGUGCAUGACUUGGCUUUGGGGUCUGGUGUUAUCCUAGCAGUAAAUCUACUUCAUGCAAAUAUUGCUGAAGCUGCCGUUCUAGGUGCUUGCUCUCCAGUUGCAUAUAUUCUGCUUUUCCUUUUAUAAAGGGAUUAAAAGUGGCAGCUGAGGUGUGUACUCUGUGUCAAUGAAGGGAGAUACGCACUGAAUUUUCUGAAGUCACUGCAGCCUUGCAUUCAUCUAAUCCAUAAGGCAAGCUGAAAAUUUGGAUCCAGCCCUGACUGGUCUGGCAACUGACUACAGAUGUUACUGUUAAUGCUUUUUUGUUGUUGUUGGUUGGGUUGGUUUGGUUUUGUUUUGUAUUUUUUGUUUGUUUUGGUUUUUAUAGGUUUUUUAAUGUUUUAUCUAGUGCAUUAAAAAGCAGGAUUUAAAAGCUU